AUGCUGCACAACUCCAGCAGCUGUUUUCACCCUUCAUUUUUCUUCCUGGUGGGGAUCCCGGGCUUAGAGGCUGCCCAUAUCUGGCUCUCCAUCCCGCUCUGCUUCAUCUACGUGGGAACUGUGCUGGGGAACUGCACCAUCAUGCUGGUCAUCUGGGCGGAGGAGAGCCUGCACGAGCCCAUGUAUUUCUUCCUCUGCAUGCUGGCUGGGGUGGACCUAGCCGGCUCCACCUCUGUGGUGCCCAAAUUGCUCUGCCUCUUCUGGUUCGGCUCUCACGAGAUCCCCUUCGAAGGGUGCCUGCUGCAGAUGUUCUUCAUCCACGCCCUCUCCAUCAUCGAGUCAGCCAUAUUGGUGGCCAUGGCCUUUGACCGCUAUGUGGCUAUCUGCCAGCCACUGCACUACACGACCAUCCUGACGAAUCCGGUCAUUGUCAAGAUGGGCUGCCUGGCUGUCGUGAGGGGGGCCAUCUUGACCUCCCCAUUUUCCAUCCUCGCCAGCAGACUGCCCUACUGCCGGACUAACGUGGUCCCUCACACAUACUGCGAGCACAUGGGCAUUGUCCGGUUGGCCUGCGGCAGCACCGUCAUCAAUAACUUGUACGGCCUCACAGUGGCUCUGCUCGUGGUAGGUCUGGAUCUCCUCUUCAUUGGCGUCUCCUACGCCAAAAUCCUCUUGACUGUGUUGAGGCUGCCCUCGCAAGAGGCCCAGGCCAAGGCCUUCAGCACCUGUGGCUCCCACAUCUGUGUGAUUGUCUUGGCCUACACGCCUGCCCUCUUCUCUUUUCUCACCCACCGCUUUGGCCACAACGUGGCCCCUUACAUCCACAUCCUCAUUGGCAACUUCUACAUCCUGGUGCCCCCCUUCUGCAAUCCCAUUGUGUAUGGUAUAAAGACCAAGCUGAUCCGAGACAAGGUGGUCAGCCUGCUCUCCAGGAAAAAGGACAUCUCCUAA
Messenger RNA from Gekko japonicus, 951 nucleotides. RefSeq names its product olfactory receptor 52K1-like. The record is from RefSeq and is a predicted model, not a curated record. Gene Ontology annotation, molecular function: olfactory receptor activity; G protein-coupled receptor activity. The transcript is spliced from 2 exons. Bases 1 to 951 code for a protein of 316 amino acids. Gene Ontology annotation, cellular component: membrane. Gene Ontology annotation, biological process: G protein-coupled receptor signaling pathway. Lineage: Eukaryota; Metazoa; Chordata; Lepidosauria; Squamata; Gekkonidae.